Messenger RNA from Fomitopsis serialis, 822 nucleotides. Its product is annotated as RF-1 domain-containing protein. Gene Ontology annotation, cellular component: mitochondrion. NCBI's taxonomy places the organism in Eukaryota, Fungi, Basidiomycota, Agaricomycetes, Polyporales, Fomitopsidaceae. The coding region runs from base 1 to 822 and encodes 273 amino acids. Gene Ontology annotation, biological process: translational termination. The transcript is spliced from 6 exons. The record is from RefSeq and is a predicted model, not a curated record. Gene Ontology annotation, molecular function: translation release factor activity.
AUGGCCUCCGCCGCACUCUCCCCCCUCCCUCCUCGCCUCUGCACGGUCAGCCUACGAGCGCUGCUCAGAGCCUCCGCGGCGACCUUCAAGGAUGAUUCGAGACCAGAAAUGGUAUGCGCAGUCUGUCAAAAGACAUGCUCCACUAAUUCCCGCUCAGCCUUCAGACUGAAAAUGCGCAACGAGGCGCUCGCGUGUCCACCGUCGGCCAGUCCACAGCAGGUAGAGGAGAAGACCAACCUCGCAAAGGAAAUCGCAGACGUGCUGCUCCGGAAUGUCGUGCAAGCUGUGAGGCUGGAUGAAGCCGGGCGCCCUCAAGACUCCGAACGUUUCAAGCUUCGUAUCACAGAACAUACAGAGAUCGCUAGCAACGACACCAUCAAGGACCCACCAACCAUGGAAUCCAGUCGUAGCGCGCGGAAACGUGUCAGCUCGUCAGAUGCUGCCAGGACCAGUGAGACCAAGGCUGCCAAGCAGCGGGUGGUGCCGGAGCUGAAGGCUGACGACCUAGAGGAAUCGUUCGUUCGAGGAAGUGGGCCCGGUGGGCAGUCCAUCAAUAAAACGGAGAACAACGUGCAGUUGCUGCAUAAGCCUACCGGCCUGCGCGUGUCUUGUCAGGACACUCGCUCGUUGGAACAGAACCGGAAGUUGGCGAGACGUCGGCUGCUCGAGAAGUUAGACGCCUUGUAUAACCCUGGGCUCUCGAAAGGGGAGAUGAAGAGUGCGCUGCAACGGGAACGAGAACGGCGAAGAAAGAAGAAGUCCAAGAAGUCCAAAAGGAAUGCGGACGAUAUGGAUGACGAUGAGAGCGAGGUCAGUUCAUGA